Molecule: messenger RNA, 1281 nt
Organism: Pomacea canaliculata
Lineage: Eukaryota; Metazoa; Mollusca; Gastropoda; Architaenioglossa; Ampullariidae
Exons: 5
Coding region: 42-755 (237 amino acids)
Source: RefSeq, a predicted model, not a curated record
CUUCAACUGUCUUCAUAUUUGAUCAAGGGAAUGCCACUGGAAUGUCUAUCAACAUAACGAUGUUUGUAAUUACCAGCCUUUUUCUGCUUGUAAUCCUGAAGGACUGCUCAGGCCAUAAAAUCGAAGGAUGCAGUCCUCAAUCGCCUAUGGGAAUGAAUGCAACUACAAACACUUUUAAAUGUGUAGACAUUCCGCCUGGUCAUCGUGUGUUAUGGUAUGUCAGAAAAAAGUAUCCUAAUGAUGAACACAUUGUAAUAGUCGCCAAAGUUGCGGAGUGUACUAUGGAACGUAAGGGCUGCAAGAAAUACCUGAACAAUGUCAAAGCUUUCAAAAAAACCGCGACCUCCAGCGUGGCGAAAAUCUUCUCACAAGAUAUGUCUGCCUUCUUGAGCAUCGGGUGUAUGGUUUUCACAGAGCGUUCACUGAUGAUGGACUACGCCUGUGACUUAAUAUCAAAUGUUCAAUCCUUCACCUGCAGUUUAACUCAGGAACCAGACCAUUCCAUGUCAGCAGUCUGCACUAUUUUAAAGAUUUACAUACUAAGCCGAGACUACAAAUGCAAAUUUAUUCUGACAUUGCAGGAUGGGACAGUACAGACGAUCACGGACACGUCUUUCAUGAGGACGGAACAGACGGAGGGGCCCGCCACGGGCACGUGCUAUGGCCAUAACUUGCCUCGUAAAGAGCACAUUAAACAAGUGGAAGGAAUUUUUCUCCCUGACGACCUACACGCCAUCGCUAAUUUCCAAGACUAAUGAUGAACAAACCUUUCAAAUACCAUUGUAAAAAUGUCAAACUGGUUUAAGUAGUAGUAUACUGUAAUGACAACAAAAAUGUAACAACAUUGGAAGUUUCUGAAGUGUAGGUAGUCUAAGAAACGAGUCUUCUUAUAGAUGUAGAAAAUACUGGUCAGAAAUUCUUAAAAUAUAGUCACUAACUAAACCGAUUAAAAUCACUCGCCAGUAUAUAUAGAUAUAUUUGUAUUUAAAAUAAAGUCGUACACACACCAUCAUUCCACACUGAGUGGUAUACUGAUUAUACUUACAGGACACAACUAAGAACAUAUAGUAAGAACAUAUAGGAUGAAAAUGAACAAGAAUAUGAGACGAUGUUAUUGUGUAUUGAUACUGAAUGUUUUAUUAUUGCUUUUCUGACUUAAGUAGUUUGUAUCUCUAAAAUAUUUAUAAUUUUGUAUUAUCUGUUUCACACCAUUGAUUUUAUUCUUUUAUUGUUUAUAUUUAAUGUGAGAAGCUUUUUCAGCUCGGGUGCACUUACUCUUGU